CUUCCAGAAACACUAUAACCGCAACAACAACCAUGGCCGACGGCGAAAUUCGAAUCCUACGCGGUUACGAGCUCCGUCUCCUCCGAUGCACCGUAUCUCCACCACUGUCACCUCCCGAGUCCCUGCUCCCCGACGAAUCCCGAUCCGAAACCCAUCCUCACGACGCUCUUAUAAGGUCCCUCUUGUCCUCGAUCGAAGCUGGAGACUACCUCGGAGCUCUGGCCUCGGACGCCGCUGGGGCGAUACUCGGAGACUCCGAGCUGGAGCUAGUCGACUCGGUCGAAUCGGCGGGACGAGUCUACUCGGAGAUUCUCGACAGGGUCGAGUCCUUCGUCGUGGGUAACGAUUCGUCGGAUGAAAUCGACAAGGCUCGCCGCGCUGUUGUGGUGAUGUGCUUAGCGAUCUCGUCUGCGUUUUGGUUCACUCGCUGUAAUUUGACUGGGCCGACAGAUCGAACAGUGAAGUGUUCGUUGCCGUUUAAAGUAACAGAAAGUAAGGAGUUAGUGGAAUGGGAGAACUGGGCAAAGAUUCAGCUCAUGUCUGCAGGCUCUGACUUGCUUGGAAAGUUUUCUAAUCUCCAGCACUUAGUGUUUGCUAGAAUGCUGCUGUUGAAGUUGAAAGAUUUGCUGUUUGAGACAACUUCAACCGAAACGUUUGAACUGAGGACUGUUUCGUGGUGGCUUGUCAGAGUUCUACUUAUUCACCAGAGAGUUCUACACGAGCGAUCUUCAUCUUUGUUUGAGAUGCUGCAAGUCUAUAUGGCUGAGGCUCUUGACCAUUUUGGAGCCUUGGAAAAAGUCGAAAUCUAUUGGGAUACUACCAUGUUCCUACAAGGCGAAGUUUCGUCCAUAACGUCAACCAUACAUCUGGAAGCGUGUGUGUUGCAAUAUAUUUAUGGACGGAUUGAUCCUUGUCGGUUGCAGCUUGAAUCUGCUAAAGCAGCAUCAAAGCUCGAGUUCUCUGUUAGUGGGGCUUUUGGAUUUCGUACGAUUCACCAAGUAGACCCAAAGGCACAAAUGGUAUUGAUAGCCAAUACUAGUGCAUCCAAUGGGGACGUGAUGUUGGCCUCUGGUAAAGCUGAUGUUGGACCUUAUGAGGCUUGGGGAGGUGAAGCACCUGAAGUAUACAUGACUCCCAAACUCGUGAACGAUGAGAGUGAAGCUGGCAAAGAUUCUGCGACCCUAAAACCAGUCGAACAGGCAAUGGUUUUGGCUCAGUGCCUUUUAAUUGAACGGGGUAGUCGGCACAAUGAGAUGCAAAGAUGGGAUAUGGCUCCAUACAUUGAGGCGAUUGAUUCUCAAAAGUCAACAUAUUUUGUUCUACGGUGUUUCUGUGACUUACUACGUGUUCGUUGGGAAUCAACUCGGGGUCGUACAAAGGGACGUGCCCUGGAGAUGAUGGAUAAAUUGGUUAACGCCAUUAACAAGAGUGAUCCUGAAGCAUCAGAAAGAAUCCCUUUAUGCUACGCAGUCCAUCUUCCCACCAUUCCUGCUUUGAGGAAGGAAUACGGUGAGCUACUGGUGAGCUGCGGUUUGGUUGGGGAAGCAAUCACAAUAUUUGAGAGCCUGGAGUUGUGGGAUAAUCUAAUUAACUGCUACUGCCUUCUGGGAAAGAAAUCAGCGGCUGUAGAUCUCAUCAAUGCACAGCUUUCUGAACGGCCAAAUGACCCAAGACUAUGGUGUUCACUUGGUGAUGUUACGAUUGAUGACUCCUGUUAUGAAAAAGCCCUGGAAGUGUCAAAUGAUAAGUCAGUUCGUGCUAAGCGCGCUCUGGCUCGCAGCGCAUACAACCGUGGCGAUUUUGAGAAGUCAAAGAUGCUGUGGGAGGCUGCAAUGGCCUUGAAUUCUCUGUACCCGGAUGGUUGGUUUGCUCUUGGUGCUGCUGCAUUGAAGGCCAGGGAUGUUCAAAAAGCACUUGAUGCAUUCACUUUUGCCGUCCAACUUGAUCCUGACAAUGGAGAGGCCUGGAACAACAUUGCUUGUCUGCAUAUGAUUAAGAAGAAGAGCAAAGAAUCAUUCAUCGCAUUCAAAGAAGCGCUUAAAUUCAAGCGAGAUAGCUGGCAGAUGUGGGAGAACUUCAGCCAUGUAGCUAUGGAUGUGGGAAAUAUUGAUCAGGCCUUUGAAGCUAUACAAAAGAUACUGAGCAUGAGCAAAAACAAGAGGGUCGAUGUUGUUUUACUGGACCGUAUAAUGACAGAGUUAGAAAAUAGGAAUUCAGCAUCUUUAUCGGUUGAAACUGAAGCUUCUUCUGAUGAAUUAGAUGAAAGAAAACCGUGUGCUGCGACACCAGCUGAAACUCAGCGUCACUUAGAGAUGCUUGGGAAAAUUAUUCAGCAGAUUGUCCGAACAGAAAGUACAUCUGAAAUCUGGGGAUUAUAUGCAAGAUGGAGUAGAAUCAAAGGAGAUCUUAUGGUAUGCAGCGAGGCACUGUUGAAACAAGUGCGCUCAUAUCAGGGAUCAGAACUGUGGAAAGACAGAGAGCGUUUCAAGAAGUUUGCAAGAGCGUCAUUGGAGCUUUGCAGAGUGUACAUGGAGAUCUCAGCGUCCACAGGAAGCAAGCGAGAGCUCUUUAGUGCUGAGAUGCAUCUGAAGAACACAAUCAAACAAGCCACAGUGAGUUUCCCGGAGAGUGAGGAACUGAAGGAGCUUGAAAGUUGCCUAGCGGAGGUGAGAAAUGCUAUGAAGAAGUGGGAAGAGACUACAAAUACAACAAAUAGUUAGUCUCUGGUUUCCGAGUGUUGUAACAUUUGUAUCAUUUUUUGUUGUUGUUUGGGUCAAAAGACGUUUUGUAUUUGGAUCCAUGACUUUGGUCGUGGAUUGGUUUUCUUUUUACCAAUUAUAGCAUGACA
Messenger RNA from Raphanus sativus (radish), 2848 nucleotides. RefSeq lists its product as uncharacterized. The coding region runs from base 33 to 2720 and encodes 895 amino acids. The record is from RefSeq and is a predicted model, not a curated record. NCBI's taxonomy places the organism in Eukaryota, Viridiplantae, Streptophyta, Magnoliopsida, Brassicales, Brassicaceae. The transcript has 20 exons. Gene Ontology annotation, molecular function: protein binding.